Messenger RNA from Toxorhynchites rutilus septentrionalis, 1412 nucleotides. It is a transcript of the gene Tango14, whose product is annotated as dehydrodolichyl diphosphate synthase complex subunit Nus1. Bases 206 to 1057 code for a protein of 283 amino acids. NCBI's taxonomy places the organism in Eukaryota, Metazoa, Arthropoda, Insecta, Diptera, Culicidae. Gene Ontology annotation, cellular component: endoplasmic reticulum membrane; dehydrodolichyl diphosphate synthase complex. The transcript is spliced from 2 exons. The record is from RefSeq and is a predicted model, not a curated record. Gene Ontology annotation, molecular function: ditrans,polycis-polyprenyl diphosphate synthase [(2E,6E)-farnesyl diphosphate specific] activity.
AGCAGCGCUGACGUCCACCGAAACCCAGUUACACAAAAAACAAGAAUAUCGAGUUAGAACAACCUUUGAAUAGACGUGAAAAAUUUUUUGUGCUUGUCGCGAGCUCCCGGACGGUUUCCAAUUAUGGGCCAUUUAUAAGUGGAUGGACCCUUGCCGGAAUGUUUGAUUCCUUCUAGAUGGGGAUAGCGCUUAGAUAGGAGUGAAUAUGUCGUCAAAACCGCAGCUCAGUAAUUCACCGGCGGGGGCACUUUUGCUUCUAGUUCAUCUGCUCUGCUCCUUGGUGGAGCGUGUAUUCCUCGCCGGACGUUGGAUCCGGCAGAAAUUCGGCAUCCUUCGGCGGAAGAAUGUACCCGUUCAGGGACAGCCGGCGAAAAGUGGGGAGUAUCGCAGCACACAGCAGCUCCAGCUGGACAGUGAUUCCUAUAUAUCGUAUGGAGUGCGAAAGUUGGAGAAGAUUCCUUCGCAUUUGGUUGUAAUGCUUGGUCCAGAGAUAGCAGACUACGAACAACUGGCUAAUUUUGUUUUCUGGGGUAUGGCUGCUGGUGUUGGGCAUGUGAGUUUUUACGAUCAUAGGGGUACACUAAAACGCAAUCAUCACCAAAUGCUGAACUAUGUGAGUAAACGACCCCGCGGUGAUAGCGAACAAAUUGUUUGGACCCCUCAGCUAAAAACGAGCAAUGGGUUUCUUCCCCCACGGAAUGGCUAUCGCCGUCGGGUUGUGGUCAGCUUCUACUCGUUAGAAGAUGGCAAACACCAGCUGGCAUCUACCGCCAGGACUAUCGCCAGUGCGUUGCGGAACAGAUUCAUAUCGGCGCCAGCGGAAGUAACCAUCGAGAUGGUUAACCGAAAGCUACAGCACCGAUACCACCAGGUUCCCGAUCCAGAGCUAGCCGUUUACUUUGGUAAUAUACUCUCAACGUACGGGAUGCUUCCCUGGCAGAUCAGACUGACGGAGUUUGUUCGUCUAGACGUUGGCAGCUUAGCGGAACUAAACGCGGGACACUUUUUGAAAUGCCUGUAUCAAUACGCCAAGUGCGAGCAGCGUUUCGGGAAGUGAUAUGGGUGGUGUCCUUCAUCGUAUCGUUACAUCGUUUGCAAAAUAUGCGUGUAAAUAUUUCCCUAUAGGUGUUUAGUUCUAUGGUAGCAUAGUUUAGUUAACCAAUAGCCCAUAAAUCCCCCAGAGGGAGAACGUUCCGUUCCGUUUUGAAGGGGGGAAAUACAUACCAUUAAGCAUAAGCAUUCAUAAAAAGUCUUAGGCCUCCUACGCCCAGAUUACGGAUUACAUCAUGUACAUGAUGUAGGUGAACGCAUAGCUAAUUCGACAGAGAAGUUGUAGAUUUAUGAUUUGCUCAGAAGAGCAACAGUUCGUUUGAUUGUGAAAGUCAAUUUAAAAUACAUACUCUAAAAAGUAA